This is a messenger RNA of Aphis gossypii (cotton aphid), 2432 nucleotides long. RefSeq names its product putative sodium-dependent multivitamin transporter. NCBI's taxonomy places the organism in Eukaryota, Metazoa, Arthropoda, Insecta, Hemiptera, Aphididae. The transcript is spliced from 11 exons. Bases 625 to 2325 code for a protein of 566 amino acids. Gene Ontology annotation, cellular component: membrane. Gene Ontology annotation, biological process: transmembrane transport; sodium ion transport. The record is from RefSeq and is a predicted model, not a curated record. Gene Ontology annotation, molecular function: symporter activity.
AAUAAUAAAAUAAAUAUAGUCUAUACCUGCAGUCGAAUACUCGAGUCUCGAAUAAAAUAUGCGCUAUAGACAUAUAACUAGGUACAUAAAAAAAGUAUACUAAAGUACUAUGAUGAAGAGAAAGUGGUCACUGGUCCGUCCAAAAAAAAAAAAAAAAAAUUAGCCUGUUUAAAUUUUGGCACCAGACACCACACCCCUAUUAAAAAACUCAAAUGGUGCUUCUGAUCUAAGGUAUAUUGUUCCACAGAACGAAAUAUGUAAUAAUAAUUAUUAAUUUAUUAUUUAUGUGACUGUACUAUGGCCACUAAAGUCGUGAUGUCCGUAUAAUGCACCACGAAGAAAUUGUAUUUAUUCUUUAAUAGUGCUGUCUCACGAGUAUUUUUUUAGCCAUACAUGUGCUGUCCACAUGGUUUUUAUUAUCACGAUUUGCGAAUUAUCACGAUAAAUAUAAAAAUGUCAAUUAAGUGAUCGAUUGUACCUGCAAUCACUACUUGUAGUAUUAUUGUCAAUGGCUACGGCAAAAAGCAGUGCACAUAAGCAUGACCAGAUGUUGGCGCUUCGGCAAUCGGCAGACGGCAAAACGUGGUACCUAUUUGUAACGAUUAAACUAUACUAGUGAUCGUGAUGGCUUUUGGUAUCGUUGAUUAUAUUGUGUUUGCAAUAAUGUUACUAAUGUCAGCUUCAAUAGGUAUAUACUACAGAUUUACUGGUGGCAAACAGAAAACAACACAAGAAUAUAUGUUGGGCAAUAAAAAUCAAGGCAUUAUACCUGUAGCAUUUUCGUUGAUGGCCAGUUUUAUGUCUGCUAUAACAUUAUUUGGCGUGAGUGCGGAGAACUAUUACCAUGGUACACAAUUUGUUGCUAUUAAUUUAUCUUAUGUAUUGGGUACUCCAAUAAUUGCAUACGUAUUUUUACCUGUAUUCUUCAAACUUGGAAAUUUGUCUGUUUAUGAAUACUUAGAAAGAAGAUUUGGUCUAUUGACAAGGACUUUUACAUCUAUGGCGUUUAGCAUGCAAAUGAUCCUUUAUAUGUCAAUAGUUUUGUAUGCGCCGUCAUUGGCUUUAGGAGCUAUAACUGGAUUAUCCUUAACCUCUUCUAUUAUACUAGUGGGUUUAGUAUGUGUAUUCUAUUCAACAAUUGGAGGAAUUAAAGCAGUCAUUAUUACAGACGUAUUUCAAUCAUUACUUAUGUUUGCUUCAAUAUUUGCUGUAAUUGGAGUUGCUAUGUAUGAAACUGGUGGAAUAUCACAAAUUUGGAAGAUUGCUGAUAAAUAUGGACGAAUUGAAUUUAAUAAUUUUAAUAUAGAUCCCACAGAAAGACAUAGUUGGUUUAGUCUGGUGAUUGGUGGUAUGUUUACCUAUGUUUCAUUGUAUGCAAUUAAUCAAACACAAGUACAGAGGUAUUUAACUAUGAAAGACUACAAUACAGCUGUGAAAUCUUUAUGGUGUAGCCUACCCCUUUUGUCAUUGCUAUCUAUUUCAACAAGUUUUUCUGGGUUGGCAAUGUUUUCAAAAUACCACGAUUGUGAUCCUAUCAAGUCAGGUCGUAUAUCACGCGGUGACCAGUUAAUGCCUUUGUAUGUAUCAGAUACUAUGGGCUCAGUUCCAGGAUUAACUGGUUUAUUUGUUGCUGGUAUAUUCUCAGCUGCACUAAGUUCUGUUUCACCAGUGCUUAAUUCUUUAGCUGCAGUUACAAUGGAAGAUUAUCUUAAGCCUUUUAUGAAACAAGAGAUUUCAGAUAAAAAACGAGUAUUUUAUAUGAAAAUGUUAGUCCUUACCUAUGGUGCAAUUUGUUUGCUAUUAGCUUUUUUGAGUCAAUAUUUGGGCUCAAUACUUCAAACAUCAUUGAUUAUAUUUGGAGUGAUUGGCGGACCAGUAUUGGCAGUAUUUACUUUGGGAAUACUAUUACCUCAUGUUAACCAAAAAGGUUCAUUGACUGGGCUUGUAACUGGCUUGGUAUUUUCAUUUUUAAUUGGGUUUGGUAGACCUAAAGACAAAAAUUUGCCAACAUACAUAAAUGGAUGUUCAGGGCUAAAUGAAACUCUUCAACUAUCUUCCUUGUUACAUAAUGAGUUACCAAAUGAUAAUAAUUAUUAUUGGUAUCGCAUUAGUUAUUUAUACUGUAUAGUUCUUGGGUUUUUGGUAACAUUCUUAGUUGCACUUGUGGUUAGUUCAAUUUUCAAAGAAGCACAUUGUGAUAAUCCAGAUUUAUUUACACCAUUUGUUGCCCAACGAUUAAGAAAGCAUGGAUUAUUAUUGAAAAAAAAAAAUUUUGUCAAAAUGGAUAUAAGAAGUCCAGAUGAGUUAAAUCAAAUAUUAAGUUGAAAUGAAUUGGUUACUUUUUUUUUUCACAAUACAUUGUUGAAGAUCUUUUUAUAUUCAUAUUAUCUGGUAUAUGUGUUUUAUAUAAUAAAUAAUAAUGAUAAACCUUU